CAGCCAAGUAGUUUGGAGUCGACUGGAAGGAUCAGCCCUGGGCUUAUAAUUAAUUGUAGGGCGGUGAAAGGCUCUCGGGGCUCAAAUUAGUUUGGUGGUUUAAAGUAGAAUUAAGGGCUACACGACUGCCGGGACAGCCAAAAUACAGAAAGUUCCCGAGCUUCUCGAAGAGGGUUGGCUAUCUGUGGACCAAGGAGAGUGAUCGGAGGCUAACGCUGAUGGAAGCAGCCACGUUUGGGCUGGCUCGCCGAGCGGCCGGGCUGUCCGAGAAAUGCCUUGGUCAUCCGCGGCGCUUUUCCCAUCUUAUUUUUAAAAUGGGAAGGAAAAGGAGAGAGUUGAAGCUGUUUAAGUUUUGGCUCCUCUUUAGCCGUAUUCAGAUGGGCGGGGAAAUUUUAAUUUUCAGAAGAAAAUCAAUUAGGUAUAUGGUUUUUAGAUUGUAGAAGGUUCCCAACGCCUUAGAAGGGACCUGCUCGGUCGGGGGAGCGUGGGAAGGGCAGGGCUGGAGCCACAGCGCCCCUGUCCCCGCCCAGAGCCGCUCCCUUUCGCCUCGGGCUGGACUGGGCUUGAGAAAGAAAAUAUUUUCCAUAGAUAUUUAGCUGUCUUUUGGGCUUCUCCGGAUUCCUUAUCUUUCCCAGCCCCAGGUGCGGACGCCCCCCUCCCCUCCUCUGUGCCUUUUAAAUUCCUGGUUCAGCCUCGGAUGAUCAGUGGUGCCUGGAUUAACCUGAGUCCCGAAUUCGGUCUUCUGCCUUGUCAUUUGCGGCUCCUAGGCUGUCCACUACUUUUAAGCCUAGGAAAACCAUGGCUGCGGCUAAGGGAACAGCCAUCGGCAUCGACCUGGGCACCACCUACUCCUGCGUAGGGGUGUUCCAGCACGGCAAGGUGGAGAUCAUCGCCAACGACCAGGGCAACCGCACCACCCCCAGCUAUGUGGCCUUCACCGAUACUGAGCGGCUCAUCGGCGAUGCAGCCAAGAACCAGGUAGCCAUGAAUCCCCAGAACACUGUCUUUGAUGCCAAACGUCUGAUAGGCAGAAAAUUUAAUGAUCCUGUCGUGCAAUCAGAUAUGAAACUUUGGCCUUUCCAAGUGAUCAAUGAAGGAGGCAAGCCCAAGGUAAUGGUGUCCUACAAAGGGGAAAAGAAAGCUUUUUAUCCUGAGGAAAUCUCUUCUAUGGUACUAACUAAGAUGAAGGAGACUGCUGAGGCUUUUUUGGGCUACACUGUCACCAAUGCUGUGAUCACUGUGCCAGCCUACUUCAAUGACUCUCAACGCCAGGCCACCAAGGAUGCAGGUGUUAUCGCAGGUCUCAAUGUGCUAAGAAUUAUCAAUGAACCCACUGCUGCUGCCAUUGCCUAUGGCUUAGAUAAAGCAGGUCAGGGAGAGCGACAUGUCUUGAUCUUUGAUCUGGGUGGAGGCACAUUUGAUGUGUCUGUCCUGACCAUAGAUGAUGGGAUUUUUGAGGUUAAGGCCACAGCUGGGGACACCCACUUGGGUGGAGAGGAUUUUGACAACAGGCUUGUGAGCCACUUUGUGGAAGAGUUCAAGAGGAAACAUAAGAAGGACAUCAGCCAGAACAAGCGGGCUGUGAGGCGGUUGCGCACUGCCUGCGAAAGGGCCAAGAGGACCCUGUCAUCUAGCACCCAGGCCAACUUGGAAAUUGACUCACUUUAUGAAGGCAUUGACUUCUACACAUCCAUCACCAGAGCCCGAUUUGAAGAGUUGUGUGCAGACCUGUUUAGGGGCACCCUGGAGCCUGUGGAGAAGGCUCUUCGGGAUGCCAAGAUGGAUAAAGCUAAAAUCCAUGACAUUGUCUUAGUAGGGGGCUCUACUCGAAUCCCUAAGGUUCAGAGGCUGUUGCAGGACUACUUUAAUGGUCGUGAUCUCAACAAGAGCAUCAACCCCGAUGAGGCAGUUGCCUAUGGGGCUGCAGUUCAGGCAGCCAUUUUGAUAGGGGAUAAGUCUGAAAAGGUACAGGACCUGCUUUUGUUGGACGUGUCUCCCCUGUCUUUAGGGUUGGAGACUGCAGGGGGAGUCAUGACUGUACUAAUCAAGCGCAACUCCACCAUCCCCACGAAGCAGACACAGAUUUUCACCACCUACUCAGACAAUCAGCCGGGCGUGCUGAUCCAGGUGUAUGAGGGCGAGAGGGCCAUGACUCGGGACAACAACCUGCUGGGGCGCUUUGAUCUGACUGGAAUCCCUCCUGCACCCAGGGGAGUGCCCCAGAUUGAGGUGACCUUUGACAUCGAUGCCAAUGGUAUUCUCAAUGUAACAGCUAUGGACAAGAGCACGGGCAAGGCCAACAAGAUCACCAUUACCAAUGACAAGGGCCGGCUGAGCAAGGAAGAGAUCGAGCGCAUGGUUCUGGAUGCUGAAAAAUACAAAGCUGAGGAUGAGGUCCAGAGAGAGAAAAUUGCUGCAAAAAAUGCCUUAGAAUCCUAUGCUUUUAAUAUGAAGAGUGCUGUGAGUGAUGAAGGCCUACAGGGCAAGAUUAGUGAGUCUGAUAAAAAGAAAAUACUGAGUAAAUGCAAUGAGGUCCUUUCGUGGCUGGAGGCCAAUCAACUGGCUGAGAAAGAUGAGUUUGAUCAUAAGAGAAAGGAAUUGGAGCAAGUGUGUAACCCAAUCAUCACAAAACUCUAUCAGGGAGGAUGCACUGGGCCUUCCUGUGGAACAGGGUAUACACCUGGAAGGGCUGCAACAGGCCCCACAAUUGAAGAAGUAGAUUAAUCUUACGUGGAGCUGGACGGUUCUAGGGUGCCUCUAAGAUGAAUUUUGUUGCCCUCAUCUUCAAACAUGGUUAUGAUUCCUGAAUUGACUGGACCUGAAUGUAAGUGAUCAUCCCUUUUGGAUUUUGAUGGAGGAGUCUCAUAUAUCAUCUUUUCACACUCCAGUAAUUUUCUGACACAUUCCAACAAAUUUCUGACUCUGGAAUGAGACUCUUAGGAAAACUAGGCACCUCUCGGAACCAUUUGAAGAAUUUGAAUGUCUGUUAUUUAUUUCCAGCCUUCCCAACUUCCUUUUUCCUGUGUGGAUGGUUAUUUGUCCCUCAGUAAAUUUGUUCCUAAAGCAAA
Molecule: messenger RNA, 3068 nt
Organism: Bubalus bubalis (water buffalo)
Lineage: Eukaryota; Metazoa; Chordata; Mammalia; Artiodactyla; Bovidae
Product: heat shock 70 kDa protein 1-like
Exons: 2
Coding region: 799-2724 (641 amino acids)
Biological process (GO): protein refolding; cellular response to unfolded protein
Cellular component (GO): cytoplasm; blood microparticle; vesicle
Molecular function (GO): heat shock protein binding; ATP-dependent protein folding chaperone; ATP binding
Source: RefSeq, a predicted model, not a curated record